Messenger RNA from Homo sapiens (human), 7019 nucleotides. It is a transcript of the gene MTMR4, whose product is annotated as myotubularin related protein 4. The transcript has 20 exons. Lineage: Eukaryota; Metazoa; Chordata; Mammalia; Primates; Hominidae. Gene Ontology annotation, cellular component: phagocytic vesicle membrane; late endosome membrane; early endosome membrane. Gene Ontology annotation, biological process: midbody abscission; phosphatidylinositol dephosphorylation; phosphatidylinositol biosynthetic process. The coding region runs from base 1294 to 4893 and encodes 1199 amino acids. Gene Ontology annotation, molecular function: metal ion binding; molecular adaptor activity; protein phosphatase binding. The record is from RefSeq and is a predicted model, not a curated record.
AGCAGCUGCGGGAGACGGAAGUGGCAAGAGCGCGGCCUCAGAGGGUCGGGCGGACGCCGCCUGGGUGAGUCACCGUGCCCCCUGCACUGCAAGCCUGGGAACCGCAACGACCGCGUCUUGCCCGGCUCCGCCCUGGCCCCCACCGGCUUUCCUGAGUCCCGCCUUCUGUCAUUUGGGGCUCCGCCUCCCAGUCUUUAGGCUCCGCCCCUAGAACCUGGGCACCUGGGCUCCCCUGCCAACCUGGCCCGCCCCCUGGGACCAGAUCCCCUAGGUCUGAAAACCCUGGGCCUCCCAGGCCUGAUCCUUGUCCCUCCUUCCCUCCCUUCCUUCCCUGGGGCUGCUGCCAGUGGGCGGUGAGGCAGCACCUCUGGCUUGCCUCUUGCCGGUUCCCCCAUGAGGGAGAAUGGCCUAGGGAAGAGGAUACUGUGAACAGGGAGGUGGGCAGUACCACAGAUGGAGGCUUUUAUCCCCGCAGCCUCCCGCAGGGCUCUGCUGCACUGCCUGAGGAAAGCAGGCAUGAAGGAAAGUGUCAGUGAAACCUAGGCCUGGCUCCCUAAGUGAGCCUAGGAGGCCCUAUCCUGAAAUCCCUGUUACUUGGGCUCAUUGGACAGAUGCUGACUCCAAGGCCUGGAUUGGCCUGAUUCUGUCCCUGUUGUGUGGCCUCCUCUCCAUAACCUCCACCCCACUUGGUGUCAAAUACACUCAGGAGGACCUGUGCAGCCCUGCUGCCCUCUGAUCACAGGUUGUGGUCCCCUCCCUCUUGUCCCACUCUGGACUCUGCCCCCAGUAAACAGGUCAGGUGGGUACUACUCCCAGACUCAGAGACUGGCAAAACAUUCCUGUGGAUUCAUGCUCCUUCAACUACUGCCACUUCACCCCAAGAGUCAGGGCCUAAAAUGAGCCCCAGUUGGGCAGCCUGUGUCUCUUCAUAGUUGGCAGUUCUGCUCCCUGAGAAAGAAGUGUUCUCCCUCUGCGUCUGGAAAUCAGGACUCCUGAAUUCUGCUGAAUAAUCUUGGAUGACACUCAUUCCUGUUUCAGAACUUCGUGGCUGACUUCAUGCCCUGCAGGAUCACUUGUUGCUUUCUCCUCAUGUAGCUCCCAUUGCCUCUCUCUGGCAUGGUGACUUGUGGAGAGACUGGAGUCUCUGUGAGGGAGAAGAAUAAGAGUUGUAGAGAAGUGAGAAGCAGGCAGCCAGUACCCUUGCCACGGUAGAAUGGAGCGUGGAAUGACUAACCUGGCACCAUUCUAAGGGGAAAGAAAGGUUUAACGAAGUCACGGGAUUGAAGGACCCUGAUGGGCAGGGGCAUGGGUGAGGAGGGGCCCCCCAGCCUGGAGUACAUCCAAGCCAAGGAUCUGUUCCCCCCCAAGGAACUAGUGAAGGAGGAAGAGAAUCUUCAGGUCCCCUUCACAGUGCUGCAGGGUGAGGGAGUAGAGUUCCUGGGCCGGGCAGCCGAUGCCCUCAUUGCCAUCUCUAACUACCGGCUGCAUAUCAAAUUCAAGGACUCUGUCAUCAACGUCCCCCUCCGGAUGAUUGACAGUGUGGAGAGCCGUGAUAUGUUCCAGUUGCACAUUUCCUGCAAGGACUCCAAAGUGGUGAGGUGCCACUUCUCCACUUUUAAGCAGUGCCAAGAGUGGCUCUCACGGCUAAGCCGAGCCACAGCAAGACCUGCCAAGCCUGAAGACCUCUUUGCCUUUGCCUACCAUGCCUGGUGCCUGGGGCUGACCGAGGAGGACCAGCACACUCACCUAUGUCAGCCAGGUGAGCACAUACGUUGUCGACAGGAGGCGGAGCUUGCAAGGAUGGGCUUUGACCUGCAGAACGUCUGGAGAGUCUCACACAUCAACAGCAACUACAAAUUGUGCCCCAGUUACCCCCAGAAGCUGCUGGUUCCUGUGUGGAUCACUGACAAAGAGCUGGAGAACGUGGCUUCCUUCCGCUCCUGGAAGCGGAUUCCCGUGGUUGUGUAUAGACACUUGCGCAAUGGGGCUGCCAUCGCCCGCUGCAGCCAGCCAGAGAUCAGCUGGUGGGGCUGGCGCAAUGCUGAUGAUGAGUACCUGGUCACGUCCAUUGCUAAAGCCUGUGCCCUGGACCCGGGGACAAGGGCCACUGGGGGCUCCCUCAGCACCGGGAAUAAUGAUACCAGCGAGGCGUGUGAUGCUGACUUUGAUUCUUCUCUGACUGCGUGCUCUGGAGUGGAGAGCACAGCAGCUCCUCAAAAGCUGCUGAUCCUGGAUGCGCGAUCCUACACGGCAGCAGUGGCCAACCGGGCCAAGGGUGGAGGCUGUGAAUGUGAAGAGUACUAUCCCAACUGUGAGGUCGUGUUCAUGGGAAUGGCCAACAUCCAUGCCAUCCGGAACAGCUUUCAGUACCUCCGGGCUGUGUGUAGCCAGAUGCCGGAUCCUAGCAACUGGUUGUCGGCACUGGAGAGUACCAAAUGGCUGCAGCACUUGUCGGUGAUGCUAAAAGCAGCUGUGCUGGUGGCUAAUACAGUAGACCGGGAAGGCCGGCCUGUGCUGGUACACUGCUCAGAUGGCUGGGACCGCACACCGCAGAUCGUAGCCCUGGCCAAAAUAUUACUGGACCCAUAUUACAGGACGUUGGAGGGCUUCCAAGUGUUAGUGGAGUCUGACUGGCUGGAUUUUGGGCACAAGUUUGGAGAUCGCUGUGGCCACCAAGAGAAUGUGGAGGACCAAAACGAACAAUGCCCUGUGUUCCUCCAGUGGCUUGAUUCUGUUCAUCAGUUGCUUAAGCAGUUCCCCUGCCUGUUUGAAUUUAAUGAAGCAUUCCUGGUAAAACUGGUGCAACACACAUACUCCUGCCUCUACGGCACCUUCCUGGCCAACAACCCCUGUGAGCGAGAGAAGCGCAACAUCUACAAGCGGACCUGCUCUGUGUGGGCGCUCCUUCGAGCUGGCAAUAAAAACUUUCAUAACUUCCUCUACACACCCAGCUCAGACAUGGUCCUGCAUCCUGUUUGUCAUGUCCGGGCCCUGCACCUCUGGACAGCUGUUUAUCUGCCAGCAUCAUCUCCAUGCACACUUGGGGAAGAAAACAUGGAUCUUUACCUUUCCCCAGUGGCCCAGAGCCAGGAGUUCUCUGGCCGCUCUCUGGACAGAUUACCUAAAACCAGAUCCAUGGAUGAUCUUCUUUCUGCCUGUGACACAAGCAGCCCCCUGACUCGUACAUCCAGUGACCCUAACCUGAAUAACCACUGUCAGGAGGUCAGGGUAGGCCUGGAGCCCUGGCACAGCAAUCCUGAGGGAUCAGAGACAAGCUUUGUGGACUCUGGGGUAGGAGGGCCUCAGCAAACUGUAGGAGAAGUGGGUCUUCCUCCUCCUCUGCCCAGCAGCCAGAAAGACUACUUGAGCAAUAAACCUUUCAAGAGUCACAAAAGCUGUUCUCCAAGUUACAAACUGCUUAAUACCGCAGUGCCUCGGGAAAUGAAGAGCAACACCUCUGAUCCUGAGAUCAAAGUCCUAGAAGAGACUAAGGGACCAGCUCCAGACCCUUCUGCCCAGGAUGAGCUGGGUAGGACUUUAGAUGGCAUAGGGGAGCCACCUGAACAUUGUCCUGAAACAGAAGCUGUCAGUGCACUCUCCAAGGUCAUUUCUAACAAGUGUGAUGGAGUUUGUAAUUUUCCUGAGUCUUCCCAGAACUCUCCUACAGGUACGCCCCAACAGGCCCAGCCAGACUCCAUGCUAGGUGUGCCCUCCAAGUGUGUUCUUGAUCACAGCCUCAGCACCGUUUGCAACCCACCGAGUGCUGCCUGCCAAACUCCUCUAGACCCAAGCACUGACUUCCUCAACCAAGAUCCCUCAGGGUCUGUGGCAAGUAUCUCCCACCAGGAACAACUGAGUUCUGUGCCGGAUCUGACCCAUGGGGAGGAAGACAUUGGUAAAAGAGGAAAUAAUAGGAAUGGGCAGUUAUUGGAAAAUCCUCGCUUUGGGAAAAUGCCAUUGGAAUUGGUCCGGAAGCCAAUUUCUCAGAGCCAGAUCAGUGAGUUCUCUUUUCUAGGGUCCAACUGGGACAGCUUCCAAGGGAUGGUGACUUCAUUCCCAAGUGGGGAGGCCACCCCUCGGCGGCUGCUUUCCUAUGGCUGUUGUAGCAAGAGGCCAAACAGUAAGCAGAUGCGGGCCACAGGGCCCUGCUUUGGGGGCCAGUGGGCUCAGAGAGAAGGUGUGAAGUCACCUGUCUGUUCUAGUCAUUCCAAUGGACAUUGUACUGGCCCAGGAGGAAAGAACCAGAUGUGGUUGUCCAGUCAUCCAAAGCAAGUCUCUAGCACAAAGCCCGUUCCACUGAACUGCCCUUCUCCAGUGCCUCCUCUGUAUUUGGAUGAUGAUGGACUCCCCUUUCCCACGGAUGUGAUCCAGCAUAGGUUACGGCAAAUCGAAGCAGGGUACAAACAAGAGGUGGAGCAGCUACGUCGACAGGUGCGUGAGCUUCAGAUGAGGCUGGACAUCCGUCACUGCUGUGCCCCUCCAGCAGAGCCCCCCAUGGACUAUGAGGAUGAUUUUACAUGUUUGAAGGAGUCAGAUGGCAGUGAUACUGAGGAUUUUGGCUCUGAUCACAGUGAAGACUGCCUUUCAGAAGCAAGCUGGGAACCUGUUGAUAAGAAAGAGACUGAGGUGACUCGCUGGGUUCCAGACCAUAUGGCAUCACACUGCUAUAACUGUGACUGUGAAUUCUGGUUGGCCAAACGAAGACACCAUUGCAGAAAUUGUGGGAAUGUAUUUUGUGCUGGAUGCUGCCACCUGAAGCUGCCCAUUCCUGAUCAGCAACUCUAUGACCCAGUUCUCGUCUGUAACUCAUGUUACGAACACAUUCAAGUCUCUCGUGCCAGGGAACUCAUGAGCCAACAGCUGAAGAAACCCAUUGCUACAGCUUCCAGUUGAAUGCCGGGGAGAAACCUGUCCAAUUUUAGCAGGUUUGAAGGGAGGAUCUUCUUCAGUUGUAGUUUGGAAGGUUCCUUGGUGUGGCUCAUGAAAUCACAGAGCUCAGAGAUACCAUCUUGAGAAAUCCUCCUUGGUAUCAUGAAACUGGAGCAGAGGAAUUGCAAUUUAGCAGGAGGUCCUCUACUGGUGAUACCCUCACCUUGGGGUAAUGGUCCUAACCCAGACCCAGGGUCUGGAAGCUUAAUGUUGAGUUGGUGACUCCAGCCUCUUUCUCCUGGAGGUCACAAGAUGAUGAUUGCGUAGAUGUUGCCUGGUGCAAAGUGCCCCAAACAGCAAUAGAAAGGCAUAUGUAUAACCAAACUCCAAGUGAUAACCAGACCCAUCUCUCCUCCACCUUGACAAAAGCAGAUUAUAGUAUACAAGGUAGGAAUUCCUGUCCUAUUUGAGAUGAACUAUAUCCUGUACCUCUGUGCUCUGUGUCUGCAUGAAGGCUCAGCCUUUAGAGGCACUCCUUCUAGUUGCAUUAGUACUGUCUUUCUGUGGAGUUUGGUUUGAAGACUGGCUCAGCAAGUGGAGGUUUCAAUGUAUUUUUCAGUUGGCUCAUCAGCCAGCAUUGGUGAAUAUUCAGUUUAGGGGAACAGUUCUAGGGAGUGAGACAUUUUUGGGAGCAGAGGAAAACUCUGCUGAUGUUCGGUCCUGGCAAACAUUGAGUUAUUUUGAGCUGUGAAGGCAGUCGUCUCUGUUACACAGUGGCAGCUCUUGAGUUAUGCACUGUGAAGAAUGAGAAGGGAAAAGCAAAAAUUAUCCUUGUGAAAUAUCUGCUGAUUGUGCCCUACUCUUUGCACCUGACUUUUCCUAGUUGUCCUGGUGCUAACACAGGAGCUACACCUUGAUCCUCUCCUGGCAUGAAAAUAAAACAAAGGUUUUCGUUGUUGUUGUUCCAUUGCCCAUUUCCCCCAUGUUGUCUUUCCCUUGGCUGAUGCCUCCUCUGGGUCACAUUGCUUCUUAUCCUGAACACUUGACACCUUGAGGGUAGAAUUUAGCGUUUGGUUUUUACCUCCUAGCAUAUGCUGUUUGGUAUGUGAGGGUUUCAGUACAAAUGCUGCUGUCUAUUUCUGUGCACUUAACAAUGGAACCCAAACAGAAGAGAAUAAAGCCUUGAUACCAAAAUUGGGAAAGAACAUGUGUCCAUUUGGACCAAACGUUGUUGGUUUUUAAAAAAUUUUAUUUUGUUUUUUUGUUUUUGUUUUUGUUUUUUUUCAUCUUAAUAUGUACCAGUGGCACUUAACCAAAAGAUACAGUGAUAUAGCCAUGUACUGUGGGUGGGACAGAUACAGUCUCCUUGGCCUAUAAUGAAACCACUAGGACUUUAUACAGUUUUCCUUAAUUUGUUGACAUAUAAAUGGUAAAUUAUAUUUAGGCUUAUCCUGUUUUGAAAUGAUGGUAGUCAUCUUUCUUACUGCUACUUUCAUGUUGCUUUCUAGAAAACAGCAUUUCAUUCCAAAAUAACUAGGAUCUGCAUUUAGAACAAGAAUCAUUAUUUGUCCUGACCUUUUCAGUCCUACAGAGACGCAUCUGUGGUUCUUUUGUACUUGCCAUAGAUGUAACCUAAAAAGUUUUGGCAUAUUUAGGUCAGCCUAGCGGAACUUUUUUUUUCAUUUAAAUGGAGCUGAAUAAUGGAGAUUUUGUGUCUGCAAAAUUCCUGAGAUCAUUGAAAAAGUAACAAGCUGUUCCUUGUUUCUGAUACAUAAAAUUAUUUUAAGCAUUUUAUCAAUCAUUAAAAUUUACUGCCAGUUGUGAGUGGCUUUUUAAUUAACUUGUCUUUCAUUGCACUUCACUCUGCCUGUUUUCAAGGGGAGUAAGAUUGGUAACAUUUGGGGAGACUGUAUCUGUCUACUUAGCGUGGCUGUUUUGAGGGACUGUCCCAUCAGUGAACAAACUGCAUGGCCUUGGAGAGAGACUCUGGGCUCUUGGCUCAGAUGUGUUCAUCAAAUACUCCUUUCAGAGCUGUUGUGGGUGUAAGUGACAUGAUGUGGCCAAAAAUCCAAACUGUGCAGUUGCGUUGUGACAAACAUGCAAUGUGCUGUAAAAAUUCAAUACAGUUUAAAUAAAAUCUCUAUAUUAGU